AUGUCUGGCUUUUUUACUUAUCGGCAAUUCUCCCUAUAUGACACCCCCUCCUUGGCCAACCAAGUGGCCGUUGUAACGGUAAGUGUGAAGACCAGUCCAACAUACAACUCGCUCGGCCCCCUUGGCUCAGGGCGGGAAGCGGCAAGCAAUAGCCUUUUUCAGUAUUUGCUACAUCCACUAACUAGAGUUGCGAAUGUCAAUCUAGAGAUCACUGCGCAGCUCCUUCUGCAUGGAAUUGAGACGGUUUACGUACUUGCCCGAAGCCAUGAUAAGUAUAUACGAGCGCAGGAGGAAUGGCAGCGUCGUAUUGGUGGUUCCCUGGGGAAGGGUGAUACGAGAGUCCAGUUCAUCCAAUGCGACCUCGCAGAUAUAGUGGCUGCCAAGAGUGCAGCCAAUGAACUCAAGCACAAAACUGACAGGCUUGAUAUCAUGAUUUGCAAUGCUGCGACCAUAUAUAAUAGACCAUUUGUUGAUGUUCCAACACCCGCGAAAGCCAUUGGUGUAUCAACCAACUAUGAACGGUCGCCGCAGGGUAUUGAACAGGUAUUUGCUUCGAACUGCGUUGGCCAUCAGGUGUUGGCAACCAAUCUGCUGCCCCUCAUGAAGCGUACUAUCAACCAAGGCAAGGCUAGCAAUGGGCGAAUUGCGGUAGCUAGUUCGUCUAUGCACGUAUUUUGCCGUGAACUUAACCUCGACCUUCUCACAUCACCCACUCGUCUUAAGCCUGCAUAUAUCGACGGUGUGUGGCGUUAUGCUCGCGCGAAAGUAGGGAACAUACUUUUUGCAAGGGAACUUAGCCUUCGGUUGAUGCAGGAAGAGGAUCCGGCAAGUAGCAAGAUUUACGUUAAUGCCUUUUUCCCAGGUAACAUCGUUACCGAUCAGUGGAGUGUUUGGGAUGAGUAUAUCGGAGAAGCCCUGGGUUCCCUGUUUAGGCUCCUAUUCUCAAUCAUUGGUCAGAGCUUGGAAGAUGGUGCUGCAAAUGCAAUUUAUUUGGCCGCGAGUCCAAAGGUAAUAUCAAACAGCACCCGUGGUCAGUACUUCAUCCCUAUCGCAAAACCGUACAAGACAACUGCCAUUGCUAGCGAUAUGAAACUUGCUCGUGAUCUUUGGGAUUGGACAGAGGCCAAAGCAGCAGAGGCUCUAGGCCCCGAAGAACAAGCUAAAACCCGUACCGUCGAUGGUUAA
Messenger RNA from Aspergillus oryzae RIB40, 1185 nucleotides. Its product is annotated as putative short chain dehydrogenase/reductase. Lineage: Eukaryota; Fungi; Ascomycota; Eurotiomycetes; Eurotiales; Aspergillaceae. The coding region runs from base 1 to 1185 and encodes 394 amino acids. The transcript has 4 exons. The record is from RefSeq and is a predicted model, not a curated record.